GCGGACCACUACAAGCCCGAUCCAGAGCGAGCGCGGCAGGACCACAUGGAGGCUGCUGGGCGGCGCCAGCUCUUAUCCCAGGUCGGUCAGACGGCGGAGCAGUCCAAAUGUUACAAGUCCAUCGCCAAGUUGCCCCCCGAGGAGGCCGCAGUCGUCGAGCGGAGCAAGCCGAAGCGCCUUCCACCCUUUGUUUUGUCGCCCCCGCACGAGGCCAUUCCCGUGUUCCACAAGGGCUGGACGCUGGUCGAGGGUACAUGGUCGGACCCCGACAAGUUCGUUCUGGAAUUAAAGCUGCGGGCAGAGAGGAACAAGAUGGUACAUGAGUACCUCCUAGGCGGCUUCCCCGUGUGGUACCCGAGCUCGGGAAGCUCCAUGUGGCCUCUGGUGCGGUCGCACGGCUUCUGCACCUUUCACCCCAUCCAAGCUGUAAUAGCGGAAGCAGGCCCUGGCUGCGUCGUGAAGGAGGCGUCCACCGUGCAGAAAGGAGACAUCGUCUUCUGCCUGGUGCAACCGCAGCACCAAUACUACGCGCACAUUGUGAUCAAGGCAGAAUGGGACUUCCACAGGCGCGAGUACAAGUACUGGAUCGGCUGCAUCAGGCAGAACAUCAAUGGCUAUUGUUUCAGGGAGCACAUCUUCGGGAUCCUCGUGGACGUGCAG
Messenger RNA from Prorocentrum cordatum, 660 nucleotides. The record is from the annotation of a GenBank genome assembly. Lineage: Eukaryota; Dinophyceae; Prorocentrales; Prorocentraceae.